AUGAAUCUAGUACUGCAUCUAACAAACCAGUUCGUGACAGCAAAGUUUGGAUACACUCAACGGGGACACGUGAUGCUAAUGUACAACGGGUACGGAUUUAUCAAAGACCGCCAAACGGCGAAGACCUGCAACUGGAAGUGUUCGCUGUUCCGAAGGAUGAAAUGUCGUGGGCGAGCCAUUACCAAAAUCGCCGACGAUCCCCCGAGCUUUAGGGCAGCUCAGUUCGGUUACACUCAACGUGGAAAGAUGAUGCUCCUGUACGAUGGUUUCGCCUACAUCAAAGAUCGUGAUGCCCGGAACAGCUGCAACUGGAAGUGUUCGCUGGCCGGAAAGCGAAAAUGUCGCGCCAGAGCCGUUACCAAGAUGGCCAUUGGACGCCAAAUGAUGAAAAUUACCAACCCCAAUCACAACCACGACCGAAAAGCGUAUCGAUUCGAUACGAACUAUUCGCUAAUGCAUACUUUGGAAAAACUCGACGCGGCCACCAAAUGCUUCUGCAUGAAAAUUACAGCUACGUGCGGGAAAAGCAGAAGCAAAGUACAACCAACUGGAAGUGCUCCUGAUGACAUGCAUGGCUUCUCGCAACGGGCUCACUAUGAGUUCACGUCCAGAGGAACGCAAUGUCUAGUAUACGAUGGCUAUUUCUACAGCAAAAACAAAACAAAUGAGGGUGGCGUCCGGGUCAACUGGAAGUGCCGUUACUACCAACGGUUCAAGUGCAAAGCACGAGCACUCACUAAAACAAUCAACGGCUGUGACUAUGUGAAGGUCUCCAGUACGGAGCACACCCACAUGCAAGAGAUGUACUGUAAAGACCUGCGACGGAAGCGGCGAGGGGCCGACAAAACAGCGGAUCUGGAAAUGGCACAGUUUGGAUCAACCCAGCGGGGGCGACCCCUUCUAGUACAUCAAGACUACACGUACAUCCGCAAUGGAGAGUUUGGCGGCACAAUAAAUUGGCGCUGUUCGGCCUACCGACGACUGAAAUGCAAAGCCAAAGCCAUAACGGUCAAGCACAAUGGCGUGGAGUUCGUAAAACUAUCCUAUGCCUUACACAGCCAUGGCCCCAAGACUGGAAGCGAUCAGCAGUGGAAGCAUGAGUCGGAAACGGUUGAUUUCCUGCGCUGUGAAGAGGAUGAAGAAGCCAUGAUAAAUACUACACCUGAGUGUAACAUUAUUUAUGUGCUGUCGAAACGAGGCACUAAGCAUCUGUUCUUCGAUGGCAACACGUACACACCGAAUGAGAGACCUUAUCCCGGGCAGCGUUCUAGGACGUGGAAGUGUACGUUGUACUACCGAUUGAAAUGCCGAGCCCGUAUCGUUACCAGUGAAGCCAACGGGCUACCCAAGUUGCGUGUGGUAGUAGCCGAACAUACCCACGAAAAGCUGUUUCCCCAUUUGAGCGAGAAAUUUCGAAGCCUGUUCUAG
This is a messenger RNA of Aedes albopictus (Asian tiger mosquito), 1428 nucleotides long. RefSeq names its product FLYWCH-type zinc finger-containing protein 1-like. The transcript has 8 exons. The record is from RefSeq and is a predicted model, not a curated record. NCBI's taxonomy places the organism in Eukaryota, Metazoa, Arthropoda, Insecta, Diptera, Culicidae. Bases 1 to 1428 code for a protein of 475 amino acids.